AAUAUAUUUAAAAUAAUAAAUUAUCUUUACCUAGGUAGAUGCCAUUUUGCAAUGGGUCUUAAAACCAUCUGGAAGGACUACAAAGUUCUGAUUGUUAUGGGAACUAGCCUUGGGCUGGUGCACUGGGGGUGGUUUCACAUCAAGUCCAGUCCUAUUUUCCAAGUGAAGACAGAGGACUUUGUUCCAGAACCUGGGAUUGUGGCAUAUGUGAUGCAAAAUGAUCACAGAAAUAAAGAAAAAUAGCAUUAGUGCUAUGUAUCAUGGGUAUACAAUAUGAAGCUUUUCAUCUGUGAGUGUUGCCAGAAGAAGACAUGAGGAGAGAUAGCUGGAGCAGAAAGAACUUUCUCCUUGUGGCAGGACUGUCACUUAUAGGUGUCCAUUUUGGAAGCAUGCUCGUAAACUUUGUUGCAAAAAAAUCUGUUCGAUCACAUUCAGAAGCUAAAAAGGAAGAUCAUCGUGAAUGAAAUAGCUUACUGCUGUCAUUAUGUACCAAGUUUACACUAGGAUUUAAUCCUUAUUUUAAGAGACAGAUGAUGAGCAGUCACAGAAUUGUCUUUAUUGUAGUGUAUGUACCGUUUCACAUUUAAAACAAUAGUCCUUGGCUGCGAAUUAUAGAUCCAAGUAAAAAUGAAAUAUGUUUUGUUGGACAGAAUUAAAAUCUUACUUUGAAAAUGUCUCGUCUUGAAGCUAAAAAGCCUCCUUUAUUUAUUAGUGAACCUUUAACUAAAGAGACAGUUAGUCAGUCACUGUCUCUGCUAAGUGGAAUAUUCAAAUCUUGCUAUGGUCCUGCUGGUAGGCUCAAAAUGCUCCACAAUGGUGUGGGAGGCUAUGUUUGUACAACUUCGCAAUCUUCAGCCAUACUCAGUUCUAUUUCUGUCAGUCAUCCUGCAUUAAGUGUUUUGAUGGCCUCUGUACAGAACCAUAUAUCCCGCUUCAGUGACUGUGGCUUAUUUACUGCCAUUCUUUGCUGUAGUUUGAUUGAAAAAUUUAAAAGCCUAAAUAUUGAGUCUUGCACUGUCAUUAAAAUAAGCAAGCAUCUUUUGAGUUUAUGUAUGGACUACCUCAAAUCUGAGGCCUGUGGUUGCCGAGUGUCUGUGGAUUUUAGCAGUCUUGAGAUUCUUCUUUGUUUGGUACGUAGCGUAUUAACAAGCAAACCUGCUUGUAUGCUUAAUAAACCAGAAGUUGAUCAUCUCACCACCUUGAUUUUAAAGGCUUUUAUGUUUACUGUUCCAUGUCAUGCUGAGACUAAUGCUGUUUUAGGAAAGUGUAUAAUAAUACCUGUGAAAGGUAGAAGAGUUGUGGACUCUACGGUUCUUCCUGGACUACUGAUAGAAACACCAGAAAUUCAGUUGGCAAAACCACUUGCUGUCAAAAGAACUUGUUCAAACAUGAUAAAGGUAGCACUUUUCUGUGUGUCCAUGUCGGGAGACCUCUUCAACCCUGGAGAAGGAACUAUAACAGUCCAUCAUGGAAUUUCUCUAGAAGUGUCAGAGCUGAAUGAGUUGCUUAAUGUAGGAAAGCAGCUGGUUAAUGAUGAGGUCGGCCUUGUAGUGUGCCAGAAAGUUAUCCAUCCAUGCUUGAAACAGUAUCUGAAAGAGAACCACAUCAUGGCUGUGGACAGAGCUGGGCUAUCUCCUAUGGAACCACUGAGUCGGAUGACAGGUUCAAAGCCUAUAGCUUCUGUACAUUCAUUGUCUCCCAGUUGUUAUGGCAGUUUGAAAGAUGUGCGCACUGAGAGUUUUGCUUCAAAACAUUUUGUGCGUUUAAUUCCUAAUGACACAGUUGUCUGCAGCCUGAUACUCUGUAAUAGAAAUGAAACAGCAUGGGAUGAAUUGAAGCGUGCCUGUGAAACUGCAGAACAUGUGUUACAGUUAACAGUCAAGGAACCUCUGGCAUUGUUAGGAGGUGGCUGUACAGAAACUCACUUGGCUUCGUACAUAAGACACAAGAGUUGUAGCCUGUCCACCAGCACUUUUAAAGAUCUGGAUUGUUCUCAGACACAAUACCAGCUGGUUGCUGAUGGUUUUUGCCAUUCCCUGGAGUCUGUAGCUUGCUCUCUGAAUCAUGAUGACAGAGAAAUUCUUACAGACAUGGUUUAUGGACACUGUUGGUUUGUUCCAUCAGGUUUUCCCUCUGUCUCUAAUUGGUCGGAUUUAGUUUCAAAAUGUGGCUGUGGGAUUAAUGAUAACACUGAGAAUCUCAGCUGGAGGCUUUUGCAAGGCCAGUUUGGCUCUCCUGUUAUACACGGCUGCCCUAAAGACCCCCCAGUAAAGGUUUCUGACUCGCUGACGUUGGACUGUUUUGCUGCGAAGUGUAGUGGCCUACAGCUAGCUCUGGAGACAGCCAAUCUGAUAUUGGAUCUCUCAUAUGUAAUUGAAGAUCAAAAUUAGCUCUGCUCAUGUGUGAAUUGUGUUGCACAUUAAGAUACUUAAUUGAAAGCAGAGUAAUAUAGAAUGUGUUAAAAAGAUACUUUAAGUGGUUAGAACGUGGACAGCAGACAAAGUUUAAAUUAAACAGUUGGCCAUUAAGUAAUCUUAUUGUUGAUCUGCUGUGCCCUCAAGUGUUUUAACAUUUUGUUCGGAAAUGUUAAAUGAUUACCCAAAUAUACAAUGCAUCAUAGUAACAUGAUUUCUGCAUAUUCAAAUUAAUGUAUUCAAAGGAGUGAAUGACACUUCAAAAAUUGAGAUUCUGAUGUCCUUCUGGGAUAUUUGAAUGUUCUCCUUCAGUAAACAAGUGCUGAAUUUAAGGAGUCCUGUACAAUCCUCCCUCUGCAUUAAGCAGAGUUUGGGAUGUUUGUUAGCUCUGUGGCAUCUUCAAAGGAAUGGGGAAAAUGGAUUCACUUGCUGAGAAAACAUAUGUUAUGGAUUAGAAUUUAUGUAGUCUCAGCAAAAGCUUUAUGCAUUCAAACAGACUUUUGUGUUGCAGCAGAACUUUAUCAAAUUUUAUUCUGAAGAUCUUGUCAUCAUAUACUAUAUGCAGUUUAUGUUUCUAAAUGGCUGGAAGAUUUUAAUUCAUAUAGGUAAUUUAUUUAGCAAAUUACUAAAACUCAGUCUGGAGAUCUUAAGGUAGCAGGGUGGUAAUAGAAGAUUUGAAAAUAAAUUGCAGACUGUGGGG
This is a messenger RNA of Egretta garzetta (little egret), 3114 nucleotides long. It is a transcript of the gene MKKS, whose product is annotated as McKusick-Kaufman syndrome. Gene Ontology annotation, molecular function: ATP binding; ATP hydrolysis activity. Lineage: Eukaryota; Metazoa; Chordata; Aves; Pelecaniformes; Ardeidae. The transcript has 5 exons. Gene Ontology annotation, cellular component: nucleus; cytoplasm; kinociliary basal body. Bases 672 to 2390 code for a protein of 572 amino acids. Gene Ontology annotation, biological process: chaperone-mediated protein complex assembly; protein folding; cilium assembly. The record is from RefSeq and is a predicted model, not a curated record.